Messenger RNA from Suillus bovinus, 628 nucleotides. RefSeq lists its product as uncharacterized. The transcript has 3 exons. The coding region runs from base 64 to 414 and encodes 116 amino acids. NCBI's taxonomy places the organism in Eukaryota, Fungi, Basidiomycota, Agaricomycetes, Boletales, Suillaceae. The record is from RefSeq and is a predicted model, not a curated record.
CAAAAAACGAAUCUUUCUCAAUGCCGGAACCUAACUUGUACAACUGUCAAUGGAGCGGACUAGAUGGCGCGCCCUGCGACUACCCAUUUUUUGCUGACGAGCUUUCUGCUCACCUCCGCGAAUUUCAUGGAGUUCGAGGUCCCGACAAGUUGCGCAUGCAUUGCUUUUGGAAUGGUUGCAACAAGCCGCUCAACAAAGAGAGCAUCUAUAGGCAUGUGGAAGAAAUGCACCUCGAGAUCGUAUAUCAUUGUGACACCUGCGACAAAUCCUUCACCCGCAAGUACAAUCUCAAGAAUCACAAGGCGAAUUGCCCGGUUCAGCAGCAGUAGAUGGUCGUUUCGGUACUUCACGAGAUGCCGGAAAAGGGAACCAUGUGAUGGAUAUUCAACAACGGAUGGAAAUUUAUCUAGCUGAUUUCGUUCAAGAAUGAGAACGACCUUCUGCCUCCUAGCAAAGACUGAUGGCGGGAGAUAUUCCGGGGGAUAGGUCAUCAACUACAACUCGUCGUUCCUUUCUGAUUAUGAGUUAAUAGUAUUACUGCUGAUUCUUGUAUGGAACAAUGCACUAGUAGCAGUAUAAAGUAUGUUCAUGCCACUGGUACUUUGACGGGCUUCGAGCUAGAUCCAUG